Molecule: messenger RNA, 2027 nt
Organism: Rhincodon typus (whale shark)
Lineage: Eukaryota; Metazoa; Chordata; Chondrichthyes; Orectolobiformes; Rhincodontidae
Gene: nus1
Product: NUS1 dehydrodolichyl diphosphate synthase subunit
Exons: 5
Coding region: 208-1002 (264 amino acids)
Cellular component (GO): dehydrodolichyl diphosphate synthase complex; endoplasmic reticulum membrane
Molecular function (GO): ditrans,polycis-polyprenyl diphosphate synthase [(2E,6E)-farnesyl diphosphate specific] activity
Source: RefSeq, a predicted model, not a curated record
AAGAGUGAAGAUGGCGGUGGGCGUGUUGGGGAGUUGGCACUGAUUCGUAUUCAUUCAAAGAAAGAAAGAGAGAGAGACUGAUUUAGCAAAGCUGGCUUUUCUCCAUGUGAAUCUUUACAACGGGAGGGUUUGUUAUUUAGUUUUGGUUUCACACGCUGCAGUUCUCCUCCCCACCCCGAACCCUCUCUGUAAUCGCAUGGUAAGGUGAUGGCAGUGUUUGAGCUGGUCUGGAGGGUACUGCACACAGUGCUGUGCUUGCACCGGACGCUGUCGGCCUGGCUCCACCAUGGAAUGUGGGCCUGGAGGCGCUGGAACCCGGCGAGCCUGGCGUUCCGAUUCCAGAACGCCAAGAACAAAGGCAAGAGCCGGCGCGCGCGCUGGCGCUCGGACGGACGCUGCCUGAAGAAGUUACCGCUGCACUUGGGGCUGGUAGUGACCGAGGACGAGAGCAGCUACACGGACAUCGCUAACGUGGUGGUGUGGUGUAUGGCUGUUGGCAUUUCCUAUGUCAGCGUCUAUGACAACCAAGGUAUUUUCAAAAGAAAUAAUUCCAGAUUAAUGGAGGAAAUCUUAAAACAACAGCAAGAAUUGUUAGGUCUAGACUCUUCAAAAUAUUCUACUGAAUUUUUAAAUAGUAACAAGAAAAUUGAACAAGUUCUGUCUUGCCCGACUACAGUGAAAGUGCUUUCACCUGAUGAUGGGAAAGCAGAUAUAGUGAAAGCUGCUAAAAAAUACUGUCAGUUGGUUGCUCAGCAGCAGAGAAGGUCCACUGAUCUAAAUGUGAAUAUUAUGGACAGUUUUCUCAGAGAAAGCGCAUUCGGUUUACCUGACCCGGAUCUAGUUUUAAAAUUUGGUCCUGUGGACAGCACACUUGGCUUUCUGCCGUGGCACAUCAGACUUACUGAAAUUAUAUCAUUGUCUUCACACAUCAACUUAAGUUAUGAAAGAUUUAUUUCCGCCCUCCAGCAGUUUGCAGCCUGUGAACAACGAAUGGGAAAAUGACCACAAGUCAGCAUGGAAUCGCGUCCAGGCUUCAGUCAAAGGGACCCAGAAUAUCCAAUGUUUACACUUACCUGUGAACCAUUGAAUCCCAAUUCAGUGUCUUUCUUUUUAUCAACCGAGGAUAAGAAUGUGUCUUUGUUCAAAUCUUAGUUGCGUCGCUGUCUGUGAGGGGUCAGUAUCUUUUUUUUAAAGAAACAGUUGAGCUUGACCAUAAUUCAGGCAUUCUGAAAUGGGACUUUUUAUAUGAAAGAACUGUAAGUUCGAAGGAUUACCAUCAUUGGACUCUUCUUUCUUGGAUGAUAUGGACAAAUAACUUAUCUGCAAUGCCUUGCACUAAAUGAGUGUUCAAUAAAUGUAUAAAGAUGAUCCUAUUCCAUUUUAAAGUCCUAUUUUAAUGCAACACCUAGAAUUUCAAUGAGUUUUAAUUAGCCUUAAACUAGAGUGCAGCAGGGAUGUUUGAUCAUGUACUGCUCAAGAUUUAAAAACAGCUAUUUUUUCCCCAAAGCUUUAAAGAUAUAAAUAUGGAAUUUAAGUAAUGUAAAGUAAGAGAUUACACUAUUCCAUUGUAUCAUUAUGAUGGACAGCCUGGUUUGUACUUGGCUGUCUCUUGUGCAGGUGCAAGGAUGUGGGCUGGCUGCCAUUCUUGUGAAUGCAUUUGUGGGCCAGUGUGUGAUGUUGUAUUAGUUUCCUGAUGAAACUGAACUAUGGCAUGAAUUGCUUUUGUGUGUUGUUGCUGUUUAGUUUAUUUUAUUAGAUAGACCUUGCUCAAUUUCACCGAGACAGAUUUGUUAGUGGUUGAUGGAUAAGGGAAUCUGUUUAAAUGCCAUAUUUCAUAUAAAAUUGGAAACCGAAGAGAAGCGUAAAGGAACAAUAUUUUUGGGUUUUAAUUGUAUCAUAAACUGCGAGCAAAGUUGAACGGGUAUACAAUCCAAGCAAGGGAUAUUAAUUGUACUUUUUCAAUUUUAUUUUAUAUAUGAUAUGGCAUAUACAAAACGUAAUUUCGUGAUAAAAUUUAAAAAUCUGAA